Messenger RNA from Pantherophis guttatus, 2879 nucleotides. It is a transcript of the gene IDH3A, whose product is annotated as isocitrate dehydrogenase (NAD(+)) 3 catalytic subunit alpha. Gene Ontology annotation, biological process: isocitrate metabolic process; tricarboxylic acid cycle. NCBI's taxonomy places the organism in Eukaryota, Metazoa, Chordata, Lepidosauria, Squamata, Colubridae. Gene Ontology annotation, cellular component: mitochondrion. The record is from RefSeq and is a predicted model, not a curated record. Gene Ontology annotation, molecular function: isocitrate dehydrogenase (NAD+) activity; NAD binding; magnesium ion binding.
CGCUGAUUGGCCGGCGCAUCCCCAACGCAGCGCCGGCGAGGAGGCCGCGGCCGAUUCCUUCCCUUCAGACCCGCGGCGUGACCGUCAAGCCGGGUCGCCGCUGCCGCUGCCGCCUCCGCUCCUUUCGCCAUGGCUACGUCUUCCUGGGUUCCGAAGGUCUUUCGUUUUCUUGGGGGGUUCAGAAUUCAGAAACAGAUGACCAGAAAUUUUGCUAGUAAUCCUCAGACGGUAACGUUGAUCCCAGGAGAUGGUAUUGGGCCUGAAAUCUCUGCUGCUGUGAUGGAGAUUUUUGAAGCUGCUAAGGUCCCUGUUCAGUUUGAAGAAAGAAUCGUGACUGCCAUCCAAGGACCCGGAGGGAAGUGGAUGAUACCCCAAGAUGCCAAAGAGUCUAUGGACAAGAACAAAAUAGGAUUAAAAGGCCCUUUGAAAACUCCCAUAGCUGCUGGCCACCCGUCCAUGAACUUGCUGCUCCGUAAAACAUUUGACCUGUAUGCCAAUAUCCGUCCUUGCGUGUCCAUCGAGGGCUACAAGACCCCUUACACGGAUGUGGACAUCGUCACCAUACGAGAGAACACGGAAGGCGAAUACAGCGGCAUUGAGCACGUGAUUGUGGAUGGUGUUGUGCAGAGCAUUAAACUCAUCACCGAGGACGCAAGCAAGCGGAUUGCUGAUUUUGCUUUUGAAUAUGCCAGGAAUAAUCAGAGGAGCAAAGUUACAGCUGUGCACAAAGCUAACAUUAUGCGAAUGUCUGAUGGCCUCUUUCUGAAAAAAUGCAGAGAAGCCGCAGAAAACUGUAAAGAUAUUAAGUUUAAUGAAAUGUACCUUGACACCGUGUGUCUGAAUAUGGUGCAGGAUCCAUCUCACUUUGAUGUCCUCGUCAUGCCAAAUUUGUACGGGGACAUCCUUAGCGAUCUGUGCGCAGGCUUGAUUGGGGGUCUUGGUGUGACUCCCAGCGGGAACAUCGGUGCUAAUGGAGUUGCAAUCUUUGAAUCAGUUCACGGAACAGCUCCGGAUAUUGCCGGGAAAGACUUGGCCAACCCAACGGCCCUUAUCUUGAGUGCUGUCAUGAUGCUGCGUCACAUGGAAAUGCAAGACUUCGCCAUGAAAAUAGAAACGGCUUGCUUCGAUACCAUCAAAGACCAGAAGGUCUUGACCAAAGAUUUGGGAGGCAACGCCAAAUGUUCGGAGUUCACCGCAGAGAUCUGUCGCAGAGUGAAAGCCAUGGAAUAGAAGCCGUCUCCGUGUCCUCCUGGUUUCAAUCCCUCCUAAAGGAUGCUGUUAUUUAUUACGUGUCACAUCCAUUUUUUUCUUUUUCUAGAAAUAAAUUCCAUUUCCAUUGCUUGAAACGAUAAAAUUGUUAGCUACCCUUAUAUUUCAGACCCCUCUACUUUCCAGAAACACUCCAAAACUUGAAGUAAUAUUUUUUUCUCACCCCAGCAGUAGAAGACACUCCUCAAGCUGUCCUUAAGCAGCUUCCUCGCCUUAAGAUAGCACAAAAUAAAAAUUUUCCUUUGGAAAUAGAAUUAUUUUUUUCAUUACUCACUCCUGGAACCUGCCUUUCCAAAGCAUAAAGACUUAAAACUCUGGGCAUUUCAACUUGUGUACAUAAAACGUCAAAUAUCCAGAUUUUAAGGGCAGAAGGAAUAUCAUUCAGCGAUAAAAAAAAUAGCACAUUAUCCUCAUACAGCUUCAGUAUUUUUUUUUACACAUCAUCUCUUGCUCUAGCAUUUUCCAACACUGAUCUGUUCUAUCCAUUGCCUUUGUCUGCUGCUGAUUAUGAAGGGAACGCUAAUGCUUUUUUUUUUAAAAAAAAAUAUUUAUCUUGGUGAAUAUCAAAUAUAUAUUUUGGGGUUGGAAUGUAUCUGCAGGCCGUUUGUAUUGUGCUUGGCGUUUAUAGAGCUUUAGGUUAUAUUUCAGCACGCUGCUCUGCAAUGAACUGGGUUUCAAAGCACUACAGUAAAAAAAGAAACCAGAAAUGCAUUUGGUGUGAGGUGGGACAACAUGGAGAAUGCUGACGGUUGCUUGAUUUGUUUUUGUUCCAGGUGAUGUGAGCAAAUACAAAAUGCAUGCUAAGGUGGGAGUUUUCUCCUGUUGCAGAGGGAUCAAUGAAUGAAAUCUCCUUUGUCUCGUGGGAACAGAUGUUGGUGGAAGAGAGGAAUUGCAGAGAUGCUGGGUACGAAAGCAUCAAUAUUUCUGCUGCUAGUAUUUCCAAUCCUUAAAGAUGGAAUCUUUCUUUUCCUUGGAAAUUCUUGGAAGUCCUGUUGGCCUUUCCUUAUGUAGUCCACUAUCCUGCAAACCUUUAGAAAAGGAGUGUCCAACCUUGGCACUUUUUAGGCACUUGCGGACUUCAACUCCCAAACAGCCACACUGGCUGGGGAAUUCUGGGAGUUGAAGUCCACAAGUCUUAAAAGGUGCCAAGAUUGGACACCUAUAUUUUAGAAUGUCUUGCAUUGAUUCGCUAGCCAGCUUCUAUCACUUGUGGCACAUUCCCAUUUAGUUCCCAAGUUUGGAGAUAACGAGCUAUGGCAGGAUCACCGAUCUAACCAGGACUGCCAACCUCCAGCUUGGUGGGGAAUUUUGGGAGGGGGGCUGGUAUUCAUUUCCAUUGAAAUCAGACCAGCAGAACUGCUUGCGUUGCUACCAAGAAUUCCGUUUGAUAUUCUCAAUGGUCAGAAAAGUAGCCGUAAAGCAGCCAGCUUUAUCCUGUGUGUGAUUCUGCACGGUGUUUAAUGCAGUCACUUUCAUAUCUCUAUAUGGGCUCAAAACCUGGGAAAGUUUGACUAGUCCAAACUCUGUUUUUGCAGCUGUCUGUAAUAAAUGAGGUGGGGGCUUGCCAUUUGAUGCAUAACGAGAGGGAAAUAAAAGACUUUACAAAGAAA